This is a messenger RNA of Bathycoccus prasinos, 2550 nucleotides long. RefSeq lists its product with no specific name. The coding region runs from base 1 to 2550 and encodes 849 amino acids. The record is from RefSeq and is a predicted model, not a curated record. The transcript has a single exon. Gene Ontology annotation, molecular function: protein binding. NCBI's taxonomy places the organism in Eukaryota, Viridiplantae, Chlorophyta, Mamiellophyceae, Mamiellales, Bathycoccaceae.
AUGAAUACUCACGAAAACAAUCAAAACGAUACAAACGACCAGCACGAAAGAAGAGAAGAAGAAGACAACAACAGCGAAGAGAAAACGGCGUCGAACACGACGGAAACGCGAUCGAUUUUUACAGGCUCGAAUCACACGUACUCGGACCACUCGAGUUCAGACGAAGAUGAAGAUUUUGCGUCGGUCGGAGACGAAUGCGCGGCACGAAAUAUUACAUCGGCAGAAAACAAUAAAGAGUUUGACGGCGAAGAGAGCGAUUAUUACGAACCGAGAGAUUCCUUAUCGCAAUUUUCUGGGUCGGACAGACACUUGGCGGAAGUUUUAGAUCGACAGUUGAGCGCGAUGGGCCAAUCGUGCGCGGACGAAAACUCGUUAGACCCGGAAGACUUGAAGGCGCCGAGCGUACAAACCGACCCGACGAACCCGAACAACGAUAUUUUGAAUUCAGAUAUGGAUGAAAGCGUGAGUGGAGGCGGGACGCCGAGAGGGAUAGAAGCGGAGUUGCGAGAUCCCACGAAGUUUACGCUAAAGAAUUUAGACACCGGGGCGGAAUAUUUAGUCGGAGAGGAAGCGGCGAACGCUUUGUUGCACAAGAAGAAGAAAGAAAAAAGCGGCGGCGGCGAGAGGAGGAGCGAAGACAGGGAAAAUGCACCGACAGUGACAGACUUAACGACUGGGACAGUCAUGUCUGUGGUGGAAAUGGAACGGAACGUAGCUAUUGAAGCGGUGACGUCGCCGAUUUUGAACGAAGUCGAGAGGAGAGAACGGCUGUCGAUGAAAGAAGAAGGAGGAGAGCAAAGCGAAGACGACGGUAAGACGAAGAAGAAAGGAACGAGUAGCACAACAGCGGACGUCGUCGGUGAUAAAAAAUCGACGACGAAACCUAGGAAUCCCGGCCGGUGGUUGAAGAAACGAUCGACCGAGGCUUGGAAUAAAACGAAGGAGGUGAGUAAAAUCGCGGCGGAGAAAAUCGUAGAGACCAAGUCGCAGUUGCAGCAUUCGCUCGAGGAUCGCAAACAGGAGAGAAGAGCGCAAGAGGAAGAGAAUAGCUCACACCACGCUCAAACUAUAGUCAAACCUGGUUGCGAAGAAGUUGGUCAGUACCUCAAAGUGCACGUGAAUAGGAAAGGGUUCAAAGAUUUCUCAAAAGUUAAAGUGAUUCAAAGCGUCAAAGGCCACGAAGGCGCCGUCUGGUGCAUGAAGUUUUCGCGAACUGGCAAGUUCUUAGCCACAGCUGGUCAAGAUAGAAUUGUUCGCGUGUGGACUAUUCAGUGCAUGAAAUCAGAAGCGCCGGAAAAUGCAGACGAGUCGGAAAAUUACCACGAAGACGGCGAGAUCAAAACGUGUUCGUUCAAAAAGCGUGGAGAAUCGAUGUUCAAAGACGUUCCGUUGCGCGCAUACGUCGGUCACAAAGGGGACGUGUUAGAUCUGUGCUGGUCGCACACGGAUUGGUUGCUUUCUUCGAGCAUGGAUAAAACCGUUCGAUUGUGGUACACGACUAUGAAUGAAUGCUUGAGAAUUUUCGCGCACCAAGAUUUCGUAACUGCGAUUGAUUUCAACCCGGUGAAUGAUAAAUACUUUGUCUCUGGGAGUUUAGACGGUAAGUUGAGAUUAUGGAACAUUCCCGAUCACAGAGUCGUUGACUGGGUGGAUAUUGGAGAAAUGGUUACAGCGGCGUGUUUUCAAAGCGAUGGUAAAUGCGUAGUCGCCGGAUCAUAUCGGGGGAAGUGUCAUUUUUACCAAACCGUCGGCUUCAAGUUUGAGUAUCUCACUUUGCUCGACAUUCAAAAUCGCCGGCAAAGAAAUCCGAUGGGCAAAAAGGUUACCGGCUUACAAUUCUUUCCCGGUGACGAUCGCAAGUUACUCGUCGCAUCGAACGACUCGCGGUUAAGAAUUUAUGACGGUUACCAGUUGAAGACAAAGUAUAAAGGGCAUAAGAAUAAGAAUUCGCAAAUCAAAGCGACGUUUAGCGAACGCGGUGACUUUAUAAUUUGCGGUUCCGAAACUGAGUACCUUUUUGUUUGGCCGACGGUGAAUACUUUCAUCCCGAGCGCAUUUCAUGGCGGGUAUAAAAAAGACAAACACGCGACGUACGAAACUUUCGCCGCACAAACCGACAUCGUUACGACGGCUGUAUUCGCCCCAGAAGAAGUCAUCAUGGCGCGAAUGCCAGAAAAUGAAAAGAGCGCUUACGUAUCGAGAAGAAAGUCCGAUCAAGAGGAGAUUGAGAGCUUGCGAAUACUAGCGGCGAAAGAAUUGAGUGAACAAGUAAAACAGUUGCGAAUGAACUCCGAGGGAAACGAGAAAAAAGACGAUAAAAAGGAUACUCCGGCGUCUUCGUCAAAUAGCAUAAAAGCUCAAGCGUCGAAAUGGGCUUUGGAAAUCGCCGAGGCCAAAAAAACGUGCGAAGCGAGCUUUCGCAAAGCCGCUGGUCUCGGACAAAUAAUAGUUACCGCUGGUUACAGCGGUGAAAUUAGAAUAUUCGAAAACUGUGGACCACCUGAGCAGCUGUCGUCGUCUCAGGUUGGGAAGUCUUCAAAUAAAGAGUGA